This is a messenger RNA of Bursaphelenchus xylophilus (pine wood nematode), 1103 nucleotides long. NCBI's taxonomy places the organism in Eukaryota, Metazoa, Nematoda, Chromadorea, Rhabditida, Aphelenchoididae. The record is from the annotation of a GenBank genome assembly.
AUGAUCUUGGGUGUUUUGUUGCUCUACUGCCUCUCCACCGCGAAUGCGGAGGAUUGGUGGGUGAGAGGACGGGUGUUUUGUAAUUACAAGAACCCGUACGAAGUGCGCGGGACGGUUCAGUUGUGGGAAAAGGACAGUGAGUAUUAACGUAGAUUUUAUUUAGGUUUCUGGAAAUAUGAGCCUGUCCUGAAAAUAAGAUGGAUUUUCCGCAGCAAAAUGUCUCGUCUCACUGCAGUUGCGCAUCAAAUCUUUAGCCGCGGCUAGCCGUGAUGGAAGAUUUCAAGACGCGAUAAAUCCUCAUUAUUUUCCGUAUUAAGCACUCCAGUAUACGCAAUGCUGUACUAGGCAGGCCAAAAAGUCUUGAAAUGUUUGCAAUGUGAGCCUUCGAGCCGGAAGCUUGUCGUAUUACCGAUUGUUUGUCGCGCAAAGUCCCUUGUGACGCCGAUAGCACCGUACGAAAACAUGCGGAGACCUUUGGCUCUUCUAUUAGUCCGUCGGGAAAAUAAUGAGCGCAAUAUCGCAUCGAAAAGCCGAGAAAAUAAAUAAGUUGCCUCGAAUCAAACUGCUCUUCACUUCAGUGACGCGAUGGGCGCAGCGACAUUGCGCCCAUUAUUUUCCCGACAGCAGAUAAGAAACACUUUUGUGGGGAAAAAAUGAGCACAAUGCCGCUACGCCGAUAGCGUCGCUACAGUGAAAAGCAGGUUGAUUUUGCCGCGGCGCCAUUCACUUUCUCGGCGGCGAUAGUGCUCAUUAUUUUCCCGACAGAAUGCUGGAUCAACGGGUUUUCAAAAAGCCGACAGACAUUCGGAAACUUUUCAGGAGUGACCAGAGACGACUUCCAAGAUCAAGGACCAAUCGCUGCUGGGAGUUUUCCAGGCCUACACUUCCACAAAACCGAGUUGUUUGGGGUCGAGCCGUACUUGAAGGUCAUUCAUGACUGCCAUCCCGACAUUAUAAACGGUCGCACGGACUGUAUGGCCGUUUCAUACGACCAUUUCCGCUCUCCGGCACCGAAUCCGGUCUACGAAAGGAUGGUCGACAUCAACAGAGGUGAACUGGUGUGUGGUGCGGCGGUCGGCGGUCUGACAAGUGUUGGAAAAUAG